Carassius gibelio (silver crucian carp) is the source of this 3996-nucleotide messenger RNA. RefSeq lists its product as uncharacterized. Bases 197 to 3457 code for a protein of 1086 amino acids. The record is from RefSeq and is a predicted model, not a curated record. Gene Ontology annotation, cellular component: cytosol. Gene Ontology annotation, biological process: defense response to virus; regulation of apoptotic process. Gene Ontology annotation, molecular function: protein binding; GTP binding. NCBI's taxonomy places the organism in Eukaryota, Metazoa, Chordata, Actinopteri, Cypriniformes, Cyprinidae. The transcript is spliced from 10 exons.
UUAGAAUUGUUUGGAGGGGAAUUACUGACUGAUUGACUUUUUUCAUUUUAAUUGAUAGCAAAUUUUAUCUGGCAUUAUCAUUUUGGGAUAGUUGGCACUUGUUAAGAAGGUUGCUGAGCCCCACUGUUCUCAACCCCACCCUAGUGGUGUAGGCUAAGCAAGUCACCAAUCUAGUCACUCAACUCUUCCUACAUGUAUGGUAGUUUAUAGGUGUAGUCUCACCUGUCCUGAGCUGAAGAAGCUUCAAACGCAUUUGAUAACACUUCUCCAAAACGUCCAGCUACAUUGUUAUUUUCAUGAUUUUAUAUUUACUGAAGAUGGACACAAAAUGAGUCUUGAAGGUACCUUAAAAACCAAACUGCUUCUGCAGGAGUGCCAUUUUACUUGGUCUCUAAGAGAAGAAGAAGACUUUGUACUCUAUGAUUUACUGAAUCGUCUUGAGGAACAGAUUCAGUUGGAAUCGGACGAGGAAAGAGUAACACGAGCUUACAGCAGCCUUGGAUUUGUUCAGUAUAUCUAUGGCCACCAGCAGGAAGCACUUGCAAAUCUGCAGAAAUCAGUGCAGCUUGCAAAAGAAUACUACAAAGACAGUGAUGAAGUUCUUAUUGUUACCUUUGGAGACCUUGCCUGGUUGCACUAUCAUAUGAAUGAGUUCUCUAAAUGUGAAGAUUACUUGAGAGAGUUGGAGAGGAUCCGCAGAAAAUUUUCUGAAGGUUUCACUUAUGAUGUUGAGGUGCUCAGAGAGAAGGGCUGGACUUUUCUUAAAUUCUCUUACAAAUACUACAAUGCUGCAAAGGAAUGCUUUAGACAGGCCCUUGAAAUGAAGCCAGAUGACAGUGAUUUAAAUUCAGGCUAUGCUAUUGUAAUGUUCCGCACAGCAAAUGAGAACUCUGAAUCUUUAGACUCACCAACAAUAAAACAGCUCAAAAGAGCUAUAGAGCUUGAUCCAGAUGAUGCUGUUCUGUUAAUGUUACUAGCCUUGACAAUGCUGCGUAACAGAGAUGAUGGGAAGAUACCUGAAACUGCAAAGAGAAUGGUGGCCGUGGCACUGAUGAAGUCCCCUGAAAAUCCACACGUCAUAAGAUACGCAGCAAAAUUUUGCCGCCAAUUAGGAAACAUGCACGGUGCCAUUUCUCUACUGGAAGAAGCUCUGCAGUCUACCCCAAACUCAGCCUUCAUACACCAUCAACUGGCUCUGUGUUAUAAAAGUACAAAAAUAUUCCUGGAAAAAAAAAAUAGGACACAAGAUAAAGCAGGGUUUGAUUUUGAAGAAUCUUAUGAAAAACAGCAAUACCUGGAUCAGUGCAUCGAGCACCUGGAAAAGGCAGUUUCCCUAAAACCUUCUUUCGUCGUUGCCACGGCAGAUUUGGCACUUCACUACGGACAACGUGGUAGUUUUGAGGAAGCUGAGAUAUUUUUUGAGAAAGCAUUUAAAAUGGCGAAUAAGGAAAAGCAUCACUUGCCAAAUGUUCAUUGUUUAUAUGGCAAUUAUCAGCUCUAUACCAGAAGGUCUGAAGAACUGGCCAUCCAUCAUUUCAUGCAAGGCCUAAGGCUGCAGCCGAAAUCAGAGCAAGGCAAGGUGUGUGAGGAGAAACUCAAAGCGAUGAUUGAACAUCGUCUCAAUAGGCUGAAAAACCCGGAUGGCAUUGUGUGUGGGAUACAGGGAUUCAUUCAUGAAGUGAAGGGUGAAAAACUCAAGGCUGAAGAGUUUUAUGAGAGAGCCCUAACAAAUGGACUCAGUUUCGGUGACAGUCCUCUUCUCACAGAGAUGAGAAUUUGGCUCAUGCGUUUCAGUGAAACAGAAAAAUCUGUUCUAAACUUAAUUUUUGAUAAAGGAAAUUAUGAUGAAGCCGUCAGUGGGAGGCUUAAGACUUUCAAAGGUGCAAUGAAUAAGAAGACUGUGCACUUGGUUGAUAUUGAUAUCUGCAAUGCCAAGAGGAUUCUUAGAUGGGAAAAACCAACUCUUGGGCCCCAUGCCAUUCUACUUGCAUUUUCUCUGCAUAAUGACAGAUUCACAGACCAGACCAAAGAGAUUGUUGAAAAUUUGAAGUUUCUUGGAGAGAAAUUCUGGACUCAUGUCAUUGUAGUAUUUACAGAGGGAGACAGUUGUAUAACUGCGUAUUCUGGAGCUCAGAGACGUGUAUUGGAGUGGCUUCUUGAAAAAUGUGGACACAAAUCCUACAUCUGUGGCUAUGCACCAGAAACUACAGAGAGGAUCGAGCUUUCAGAGAGGAUACAGAGGAUGAUAAAGAGAAAUAAUUCAAUGCAUCUAGUUUUACCAGACAUAUCAGAUGGAGAUUCUCAAUCCACUUUAGACAUUUUAAGGAAGCAAGACUUGAAAGAUUACUUGUUCACUCCUGAGGUCAUCGUUCAAGAGGGGAAAUACAGGUUACGUUGCAACCAUGCAGGCUGGUUCCAUUGUAAGUUUACACAGAUAGGUUUUAACAUGGAGGGGGAAGGAGAGGUGCUAUACAGGACUGUUCUUCAAGACAGUGAUUGUCCAGUCCCCGCCAACUAUUACCAAGCAGGACCCGUGUAUGAUAUCAAAUGUGUUCAGGGUGAGCUGUCUCAGCUCAGACUACCUCAUUGUGAGACCUCCAUUGAUGCCCACCACUUCAUAUCAGUUAUACAUUACUCUAAUCAGAUGGUUGAUAUUCUGAAACUUCAAAAUAUCACAAGCACGCAUGCUACAGUGAGCAUCCCAGGAACAUCAUACUUUUUUAUUUCCAAAAUUGCAAACUGGUUUACGGGUGAUUGGUCUAAGACACAUGGCCAGGUGAUGCUAUUCUAUCUACAGCAAGCACAUAGGCUGCAUGUGUUUCUAAAACCACGCAAUGUGGAUCCCAGAGAGGUGGAAAAAUGUAAUAAAGAUUACACAUUAAUCCAAACAGCUUGUGAAUGCAUGCUGAAAUAUGAAUGUGUGUACAGCAUGUCCUGUGAUCCUGUUGAGGAACAUGGACCUUCAGUGAGGCCAAAGAUACAACCGAUGGACACAAAACUUCAUUGCACUAAGCAGUGGAAACAUUACUAUCCGACAUUUGAUAUAAAGUUGCCAGAUGGUGUGAUGGAUGUGGGUUUACACCUCAAAAAGAAAAACCCAAGGAAAGGAAGGGUUGAUGUUGUAUGGAGCAGUGACAUAACACUAACAGACUAUACUGCGGAAAACAGGAGACCGAGUCUAUCCACCGAUGAGCAGUGUGCAUCCUUUCUCAAAAAGAACAAAGCUAAACUUAUCCAAAAGGUGAAAAAUAUUGAUGCCAUUUUAGAUCACUUUGAAGACAUUAUUGCAGAUGAACAGAUAGAAGAAAUCAGAAAAAUGUCAACACCUCAGAAUAAAAUGAGGACAAUCUUUAAGAUCAUUGAAGGACAAGGACUUUCAUCAAAACGGAUAUUUUUUGAUUUGCUUUACCAGGAAGAACGACAUCUUAUGGAUGAAUUGACAAAAGACAACAACUAAUAUGAGAUGGUCAACAGAGAAACUGAACAGGAAAAAUGUGUUAAAGCUCUUGCUAUAACAUUUGCCAAAGCAUGCGAUAUUGCCAUUGACCAGUGUAUGUGACAGUCUUUAAAAUUAAGGUUUUUACUGCUAUACUGCAUUACUCCUCUAUACUGUAUUACACCUCUAUGUUACUUGUAAAUAAUAUUUCUUAUUUAAGUGAAAUCCUUUUCAGUAUAAAGAGGUGCUGUGGAUUAUCUUUAAAUGAUAAUCAUUGUCAGUUCAUAAUGUAGGCUAUAUCAAGUCUAGAGUAAUGAUAUGUAAACUGGUGAUUUAAAAAAAAUAACAUUUAACAUUGAUUAAUAACAUUUAAAUAACAUUGAUUUCUCAGUCAUUGUGCAAUAAUAUUUACAAUUUGUUAUUUUGUGUAGAUUUAUAUAUCAUAAAUUACCUUUCCAUUGAUGUAUGGUUUAUUAGAAUCUGACGAUAUUUGGCUGAAAUACAACUAUUUGAAAAUCUGGAAUCUGAGGGUGCAAAAAAAUUAAAAUAUUGAGAAAAUC